UGAUAGGGAUCUACCUUUUAGAUUAAUAAUAGAUAAUAAUUCUAAUAUGAAUACUAGAAGAAUAGAUACUGUUUAGUGGGCCUGGUAGUUUUGGGCCUAUUAUUAUAAAGAAUACUAAGAGGGCUUAUACUAUAAAUAGAAAAGGGGAGGAAGGCAUAAGGUAGGCUUUUAGAGGAUUAGUCUUGGGACUGGGAAAGAUCGGAGACAAAACAUCUCUAUCUUUUGGGGCUUCGGCUUUGGGGGCUUCGCCAGUGUCUUCUCCUGUAAUCGAUCACUUUCAUCAAUAAAUUUUCAGUUGAUUUCUUGUUAAUUUUCUGUAAUUGUUCUGGAAUUCUGGAGGUUCUUAUCAUUGGUAUCAGAGAAAAACGAUCUUGUUACCUGUAGGAACGAUGGAAAAUUGGGAGCGCAAUUUAGAGAAGAUGAACGAAGAUACCAGACGGAUUUGUGAAGAGAGGCGCAAAUUAAGCUUGCAAAGAAACAAUAGGUGUUCUGAUAAACCAUCGCCGUCGCUCAACAAGUCGCAGAAGCAAUCGCUGAGAGAAUCGCGAACUGGUUCGCACUCGCGAAAGGCUUCGCGCGAAAAAAUUGAGAAAGAGAAACGCGUUAAAAUGGAGAAAGAGAAGCGCGAAAAAAUGGAGAAAGAGAAGCCCGAAAAAAUGGAGAAAGAGAAGCGCAAAAAGAUGGAGAAAGAUAAGCGCGAAAAAGUGGAGAAAAAGAAGAGCGAAAAAGUGGAGAAAAAGAAGAGUGAAAAAGUGGAGAAGGAAAAGCCUUCAAACCUGGAGAAGGGGAAGCCCAAGUUGAGGCAACAUCGUAGGCGAGGAAGGUCGAGGAAGGUACGUCGCUGCCUGAAUUCGAAAAGCAAAGGUCCAUCUAAUUCGCAAGAUAUUUCCUUCAGUCCUCUGGCUUUGACGGAAGCAGAAGUUCCUACUUGGCAGGUUUCUUCACUCACCAUAUCUCACAUCUCAUCAUCUUUUAUACCUUCAGUUAAGGGGACAGACUUUGAAGAGGAGGUUAAUCAACCUAAGGAAAUGUCAUCAAUUGUUCACCCUGCUCAAGAUUUUCCCCAGACUAUAAAGAAUAUCGUGCUGAAGCCAGCUGAAUCUGCAAUCAAGAAAACAAAUGAGGAUAAAAUCAAGGAACAAUCUGAAAUUGCUGGUGUAUUAAAGUCUGAAAUGGUUCUUCAGGUAUGCGAUGUUUCUUAUCAUCUUGCACAGAAGUGGAAUUGGCCAAAUAUCUUCAAGAUUGAAAGGAUGUGUUGUCCUUCUUUAAACACGACUUUGGAAGGAAUGAAGUCACUUAACAAGUUUGAUAGUUUAAGAUGUGAGGGUUUUACUUUUAUAAAGUAUAUUCUAAAUGCGUUGGGGGUAGGAGUGACUCCAAAUUGGAAAGGAAAGGAGGAUUAUACUACUGAUUAUAAGGUUGACCAGUUUCUGUUGCCUAAAAAUGAAAAUAGUCCUGCUAUCUUCCAAGAGGCAUGGAUUAUUCUUCAAAAACUAAGGAGUACACCAAUAGCUUGUAGUCCUGUUCAAAAAGGAUGUGAAGAUUUGAAUUAUAGACUUCAGAUGGCAAUUGUUGUUCAUGGGAUCAAGAUAUUCAGGACUUCAGAGAGGGAUUGGGAAAUAGUUGACAGUCAUGACCAAACCAUUAAGGGUGAAGGUGUUGUACUAUUCCGGGGCAACUUAGCAAGAAUAAAGGGGAUGACAGUGGAUAAAAUCAGUGUGGCCCUUGAUCCUACUACCCAGGCUAAUGUUAAUGGAUUGGAAGCUGAGGCAACUGGACAGGUGAAACUGAAACAAGGCUUGAAAAGUGCAAUGUUUUCUUCUGACGAAGAAUAUGUCUACAUUCAAGAAAACCAACUUUGGAAGUUUUACAUGGAUAAUAGGAGUUCCUGUUCCUUAGUUAGGAGAACUGCAACUGGAAUAAGGGGUAUCCUUACUUACCUGCUAAAACCUUUGAGGCUUUCCUUCUCAAAUAAGGUAAGCAAAGAAUUAAAAGAGGAAAAGGUUGAAAGAUGCAUAAAGGAGUUUGAAUUCAGCACAGUAAUAGUUUCAGAACAUAGAAAUCAUGAAGGGAAGCAGAAAAGUGAAGUAAUAAUUUUGGAUAUGGAGCGGGGAGAGAUGACUGAACCAAUUGGAGAUUCACUUUCUGUUGCUGAAAGUUCUGUGAUUUCAAAAGAUCUCGUACUGAAGUCCCUAGUCCAUCAAACAGUUAGAUAUUGGGAAGGGAGAGGAACCAGGAAGAGGAAGAUGAAGCAGAAGAUUUUUGCUUUCUCCUAUUACCCACCUUGAGGACAAGGUGGAUGUUUUGGGGGGGAAGUAUUGAUAGGGAUCUACCUUUUAGAUUAAUAAUAGAUAAUAAUUCUAAUAUGAAUACUAGAAGAAUAGAUACUGUUUAGUGGGCCUGGUAGUUUUGGGCCUAUUAUUAUAAAGAAUACUAAGAGGGCUUAUACUAUAAAUAGAAAAGGGGAGGAAGGCAUAAGGUAGGGCUUUUAGAGGAUUAGUCUUGGGACUGGGAAAGAUCGGAGACAAAACAUCUCUAUCUUUUGGGGCUUCGGCUUUGGGGGCUUCGGCCAGUGUCUUCUCCUGUAAUCGAUCACUUUCAUCAAUAAAUUUUCAGUUGAUUUCUUG
Messenger RNA from Cuscuta epithymum, 2627 nucleotides. The record is from the annotation of a GenBank genome assembly. NCBI's taxonomy places the organism in Eukaryota, Viridiplantae, Streptophyta, Magnoliopsida, Solanales, Convolvulaceae.